Ornithorhynchus anatinus (platypus) is the source of this 2479-nucleotide messenger RNA. It is a transcript of the gene SLC5A2, whose product is annotated as solute carrier family 5 member 2. Lineage: Eukaryota; Metazoa; Chordata; Mammalia; Monotremata; Ornithorhynchidae. Gene Ontology annotation, molecular function: D-glucose:sodium symporter activity. The transcript has 13 exons. Gene Ontology annotation, biological process: sodium ion transport; transmembrane transport. The record is from RefSeq and is a predicted model, not a curated record. Bases 394 to 2142 code for a protein of 582 amino acids. Gene Ontology annotation, cellular component: plasma membrane.
CUUGCCCAAAGUCACACAGCUGACAAGUGGCUGAGCCGGGACCACUAGGGGACCACCCUCUCCUGAGGCCUCAGGAGUCAGAGAGCGGGGUGAGGCAGGGAUCCUGCUGAGAAGGUCCCGCCUGAGGGACCCAGAAGCCAGAGAGUGAUCGGCAGGAACCCCCGGGGGGAUGAACUCUACCGGACAUUCCCAGCACUACCCUGAGAAUGGUCUACAGGCCUGGGCACUUCUUGGGGCUCAGAGCCCCGCGACCGGGCAUCGGCCCCAGUCAGGAGGUCUCGGGGGCUUAGGGGUCACCGGUACGCCAGCCAGAAUGCCACCCAGGCCCUGUUCGUGGUGCUGCUCCUCGGCUGGCUCUUCGUGCCUGUCUACCUGACAGCCGGCGUCAUCACGAUGCCCCAGUACCUGCGGAAGCGCUUUGGGGGCAAGAGGAUCCGUCUCUACCUCUCCAUCCUCUCUCUCUUCCUCUACAUCUUCACCAAGAUCUCCGUGGACAUGUUCUCAGGAGCUGUGUUCAUCCAGCAGGCUCUGGGAUGGAACAUCUAUGCCUCCGUCAUCGCCCUGCUCAUCAUCACCAUGAUCUACACCGUGACAGGAGAAGAUGGGGAGAGGAAACAAAAAAGACGAGACUGGAAAGCGAUGGGACUUACAGCGUGGCUCAGCGGAAGGAGCCCGGGCUUGGGAGUCAGAGGGGGUCUGGCUGCCCUGAUGUACACCGACACCGUCCAGACUUUCGUCAUCCUAGCGGGGGCCUUCGUCCUCAUGGGCUACGCCUUCCACGAGGUGGGAGGUUACGCAGGCCUCUUUUCUAAGUACAUGCUGGCGGUGACCUCGCUGACCUCCUCCGAGGACCCCGCCGUGGGGAACGUCUCCCGGGCGUGCUACCUGCCGCGCCCCGACGCCUACCACCUGCUUCGCCACCCGCUGUCCGGGGACCUGCCUUGGCCGGCCCUGCUCUUCGGGCUCACCGUGGUCUCGGGCUGGUACUGGUGCAGCGACCAGGUCAUCGUGCAGCGCUGCCUGGCCGGGAAGAACGUGACGCACAUCAAGGCCGGCUGCAUCCUCUGCGGCUACCUGAAGUUGCUCCCCAUGUUUCUCAUGGUCAUGCCGGGAAUGAUCAGCCGCGUCCUCUACCCGGAUGAAGUGGCCUGCGUGGUCCCCGAGGUGUGCGAGCGCGUGUGCGGGACGGAGGUCGGGUGCUCCAACAUCGCCUAUCCUCGCCUAGUGGUGAAGCUCAUGCCCAACGGUCUCCGGGGGCUCAUGCUGGCCGUCAUGUUGGCUGCCCUCAUGAGCUCGUUGGCCUCCAUCUUCAACAGCAGCAGCACCCUCUUCACCAUGGAUAUCUACACUCGGCUGCGGCCCGGGGCCGGGGAUCGGGAGCUGUUGCUGGUGGGCAGGGUGUGGGUGCUCUUCAUCGUCGGGGUCUCCGUUGCCUGGCUCCCCGUGGUCCAGGCCGCCCAGGGAGGGCAGCUCUUCGACUACAUCCAGGCCAUCUCCAGCUACCUGGCGCCCCCGGUCUCGGCUGUGUUCGUCCUGGCCCUCUUUGUGCCCCGAGUGAACGAGCCCGGAGCGUUCUGGGGGCUGAUGGGGGGGCUGCUGCUGGGCCUGGCCCGACUCAUCCCCGAGUUCUCCUUCGGCUCGGGCAGCUGCGUGCGGCCCUCCUCCUGCCCCGGGCUCAUCUGUGGCGUUCACUACCUGUACUUCGCCAUCCUGCUGUUCGGCUGCUCCUGCACCCUCAUCCUCACCGUCUCGCUGUGCACUGAGCCCAUCCCCCGCAAGCACCUCCACCGCCUCGUGUUCAGCCUUCGGCACAGCCAAGAGGAACGGGAGGAUCUGGACCCCGACGAGCAAGAGGCCGGGACCCCCAACGUCCCCGUGCAGAACGGCCGGCCGGAGCACUCCCUGGAGAUGGCGGAGCCCCCGGCCCCGCCUCCCGGGCCGGCCCGUCGCUGCCUGCUUUGGUUCUGCGGGCUGGGGGGAGCCGAGACAGGGGGGCCCCCGCCUCCUUCGCCUGAGGAGGUGGCGGCCGCGACGGCGAAACUGGAGGACAUCAGCGAGGAGCCGCGAUGGGCCCGCCUGGUGAACCUCAAUGCUGUGAUCAUGAUGGCAGUGGCCAUCUUCCUGUGGGGCUUCUACGCCUGACAGGGAGGCGUGAUACAACUGGGGAGCCCUGGAAACCGCCCCACGGCCGGCCUGCAGAAGCGGGGCACGGCGGGAGGCGGCCACGGCCACCCGGGAGGGCCCAGCAUCCCGCGACGGAGGGACGAGCUCAGAAUCAGACCCUGCCUUUCGUCUGCCUCCGCCUCCUCCUGAGCUCUUUAUCUCUUUCACCGUCAAGGUCGCCUCCAACAGAGAUUUAUUGAACACCGGCCGUGGACUCAGCCCGUACGGGCUGCUUCAACUUCGGGGUUUGUAAAUGGUGGCUCUCUGUGGGUUGGCGAGAACGGCCCAAAAUAAAACUUGCCAGUGAGGGAGAGAC